AUCGCGCGGCGAUGCGGCCCAGGAAGCCAGGACUGAGCAGGGGUGAUUAAUGCCCGCAAUUACUGUUCUCGGUAUACGAUCCGCUAAUCAAAUUUUUUAACCCCGUGUCAACUCCUCAAGGACCGCGACCCAUGUGCAGUGCUCGCGAGUCGCGGUGCUGACUGUGGCCCGCGAGUCAGUCCAGUCACCACUGGCACUGCCUGACUGGCCGAUGCGCCCAGCAGCGCGUGCGACGUCGAAGCGCGCAUGGCGCAUCUCCUCCGGUCAAUUCCUCUGCUGCCUCGGCCGAAAAUCGCGAUCCGUGCUCAAUCAGAUUCACAUCACGAUUCACGACCUUGCGUUAGAUCUGUCGGCGGAGAUCCGAUGCCUCGUCACCCGUGCUCGCGCAGCUUCCUGUUCCACACGCUCAACGCCGCCCGGCCGUCUCUCUCCGAACCUAGAACAUAAACCUCAUGCUUACACUGCGCUCCAAGCAAGGCCUGAGGCGGCGCGGUAGUGCCAGCAUGGAGAGGACCGGAGCCCACAGCGGUAAGCGCUGGCUACCGGGCCUCCUGGUCCUCGCCGCCACGUCGUGGCUUUUCGUCAUCUACUUCCAUCUCGCGGUGUUCCGCGGCCCGCCGAUCGUCAGCGCGCCACGCGGGCCCCUCGCCGAGGACGCGUCAGGCGGUGGCGGCGGCGGCGGCGACGGGCAGCGGUUCCUGCUCCUCCAUCACGAGGAGCGGCUCAGGAAGGUGAAGGCCCCGCCCGCCACCAGGGGCGACGCGCUCCGGACGGCACGGGACGACGACUGCCAGGGGCGGUACGUGUACAUCCACGACCUCCCUCCGCGGUUCAACGCGGACAUCCUCGCCAACUGCCGCCACUGGUACCCGUGGAUGGACAUGUGCGUGUACCUCGAGAACGGCGGGCUGGGCCGGCCGGUGGACAACGCGGACGGCGUGUUCGCCGACGAGGGGUGGUACGCCACGGACCACUUCGGCCUGGACGUCAUCUUCCACAGUCGGAUGAGGCAGUACGAGUGCCUGACGGGCGACUCCUCCCGCGCCGCCGCCGUCUUCGUGCCCUUCUACGCCGGCUUCGACGUGGUGCAGCACCUGUGGGGCGUCAACUCCACGGCCCGGGAGAAGGACGCGCUGGCGCUCGACCUCGCGGACUGGCUCACGCGGCGGCCCGAGUGGCGCGCCAUGGGCGGCCGCGACCACUUCUUCCUGUCCGGGAGGACGGCGUACGACCACCAGCGGCAGACGGACAGCGACUCCGAGUGGGGGAACAAGCUGCUCCGCCUGCCGGCGGUGCAGAACAUGACGGCGCUCUUCGUCGAGAAGCUCCCCUGGACGAGCUACGACUUCGCCGUGCCGUACCCGACCUACUUCCACCCGGCCAGCGACGCGCAGGUCGCCGAGUGGCAGCGGCGGAUGCGCGCCACGAGGCGCGACUGGCUCUUCUCCUUUGCCGGCGGCGCGCGCGGCGACCCGUACUCCAUCCGGCACCAGCUCAUCGGCCAGUGCGCCUCGUCCAGCUUCUGCAGGCUGGUGCGGUGCGGGAAGAACCAGCGGAACUGCCUCGUCCCGAGCACCUUCAUGCGCGUGUUCCAGGGCACGCGCUUCUGCCUGCAGCCCACGGGCGACACCAUGACGCGCCGGUCGGCGUUCGACGCCAUCAUGGCCGGCUGCGUGCCGGUCUUCUUCCACCCGGACUCGGCGCACACGCAGUACAGGUGGCACCUCCCCGACGCGCACGACACGUACUCGGUGCUCAUCCCGGAGGCGCACGUGCGCGCCGGCAACGUCAGCAUCGAGGAGACGCUCCGCGCGAUCCCGCAGGACGUGGCGGAGCGGAUGACGGAGACCGUCAUCGGGCUCAUACCCAGGCUGGUGUACGCGGACCCGAGGUCCAAGCUGGAGACGCUCAGGGACGCCGUCGACGUGACGGUCGAGGCGGUCAUCGGGAGGGUCAACAAGCUCAGGGAGGAGAUGGGCCGCGGCCAAGGGCACCUGCUGCAAAUGCAAACCUAGUUUUUUCUUCUUCUUCUUCUUCUUCUUCUUCUUCUUCUUCUUCUUCUUCUUCUUCUUCUUCUUCUUCUUCUUCUUCUUCUUCUUCUUCUUCUUCUUCUUCUUCUUCUUCUUCUUCCCCAACCCCAUCCCUUGAAAAAAAAAAGGUAGCACCGAAGAAAGGAAAGAGCGAGAUGGUGGUUUUUGUUGUUCCCGCGAAGCGAAGAUCAUUCGCUUGGCGAAUGAAGUGGAUCAACCUCUUUUUGGCUCGGGCCAAACACUUUUUA
Zea mays is the source of this 2278-nucleotide messenger RNA. RefSeq names its product xyloglucan galactosyltransferase KATAMARI1 homolog. The record is from RefSeq and is a predicted model, not a curated record. The transcript has a single exon. Bases 453 to 2015 code for a protein of 520 amino acids. Gene Ontology annotation, molecular function: glycosyltransferase activity. Lineage: Eukaryota; Viridiplantae; Streptophyta; Magnoliopsida; Poales; Poaceae.